AUGUCUUUGCCGGCGCCGUCUCUGCUGGCCCAGCUGCCUCAGCCACUGGCCAAUGCCGGCGGGAAGAUCCAGUUUGGAGAGGUACAUGGCAUCCAGGGCUUCAAGAAGCGCAAGCGUCAUGAAAUCACGGCCGCGAUCGAUGGGGAGGGAGUAAACAUAUACAAUGCCCAAUUCCCCAAACUUGUCACCUCCUAUGCCAUCCCACCUCAGGCGUCACACUCUUGUCCACCGUGCUCAAUACGACAGAAGCUAUCGGCGACCUCGGGGACCAAGAGACAGACAUAUUGCGCCGUGGAAACGACAGGGAAGGAAAUCAAAUGUUUCGUUGACGAGGUAGUUCCAGGUCGAAGCACACCAAACAUAUCAACCGUCUCUUUUCCAAUAAAAGACACAGGCAGCAAUCCAGUCUUUGUCGGAGUUAUUCCUACCGAGGGAUCAACUGGCGAAAGCUCUGAUGCUUUCGACGUCGUCGUGGCCCAUCGAGACGGCCGAUUGAGGAGGCUAUCUCCGGACCUGAAGACCGAGAGAUGGACCAUUCGCUCAGACAAUACCUGGUCUGGUCGUGAGAUCGCCGCCUGUUUUACAUUGGGGUUCGAAGAUGCUCGUAAACUCCUAUUCCGAAAACGUGAAGAUAUCGUCGCUUCGGUGUUGGGAGAUAGACUUGGGACUGACCCGGAUAAUUCUACUAUCUUGGUAUUGGUUUCUCGUCCUACCGGAGCUGAUACGUUCGAGCUUGGCGAUGUGCAAAUCGUUUUCUACUCCAUUCCUGCUCAUAUCCAAGUAGAUGGCAUUCAGACGCGGACCUCCGAACCUCUAAAGCAUCUCAUGACUUUGAAUCUGCCUGCGCAUCCAAAUCAGAGUUUACUAACUGCCCUUGACGGCCAGUGGAGUACCAAUUUUUCCUCUGGGGAGUUGUCACUCUCCUGCAAGUCUGGAUUCAUAAGCUUCGACAUCACUCAGUUCUCCCCUAAGAUAUCCUCCCAUGUUAUAAUAGAGGAUGAAUGCUUUUCCUCGAUCUUGCGCAUAUCUUCCCAGUCUAUCAUUGCCGGAGGUAAAUCUACCCUUUCAGUAUAUGAUGCGCAGUAUCAGUCACUCCAGGCGGAACUGCCAUUAAGCGAGAUCCCCAGGGCUACUUCAGGCAAGAAGCAAGGCCGUAAGCGGGCACUUGAGUUUAUAUCUCAUUUUUCCAAGCUGGAUGUAUUGGUCGCAGCAUAUAGCGGUAGCUUAUACAGCUUCGAUCUUGCUGCUAUCCAAAAUGACCGCCAUAUUUCUCGCAAACGACCACGCAGGAGCCUUUUAAUUGACUCGAUAGGCAAGGGGAUCAAGUUAGAAGGGGUGGAGGCCAGCCGACAGCAAAUCGAAGAAUCAGCUUUGAAGCAUAUGCAACCGGUUGGACUUACGCAGGAGAAACUCGCUAUGCAAUGGAACGAGUUAAAGUUGGAGCUUGAUGAACUUGCUAGAUCGAAAAAGGGGUCUGGGUUUGAUGCCGUCAUGAUAUCAAAAUUCUGGAAGCUGUCAAAGACGUGUGAAGAGGAAGCUGACGGAUCCCCGCCAGACGGGCCGUUUAUUGACCCUGAAAAAAUUAAAUUUGUUCUUUCGAGGAUAUUCUCUUUGAAGCCUGUUGGUGGUGAUUCAACGUCCCUCAAGCUCAUUUUGUCCUUUAUGCCCAGCAAGACCUUCAAAUGGCUCGUUAGCUCAAAACACCUGAGCAUCACCAACAUCCAAGCCUCUCUCCGACGCACUGCGGCUCCAUACGGUCUUCCUAAAAUUCCAGACGGUGCUUUAGUCAAGGCCCUAGGAUCCCACGACCCAUCUCUUCACUCCUUGCUUCUGUUGCUACGUGGUCCGGGAUACUUGGAGGCUAAUGAGCUGGCACACGCGCUUUGCGAACUUCUUAAGGUCGCUCGACUUCAUACUAAUGUUUCCGAAGACUCCCAAAAAUCGCUCGCGGAAGCUGCUCAUGACGAAACUACCGAAAACGCAAAUGAGACGUCUGUAGAAAAACAAACGCCAGCCUCAAGCACCAUCCUUAUCAAGGCAAUUGCAGGCCUGAAUCUGGCUCUCAUAAAACUGCACACUCAUCCACUAAAUCACAUAACCAAAUCUAUCCGCUCCACCCUUUCAAAUACUGACGUUCUUUCAAUAAUUCACCACCUUCGCCACUCCCUUGCAACCGGUGGUCAUACCUCACGUUUCACGGAAGAGCCACCAGCCGCAUUUUCAAGCCCAAAAAUCCCUUCCUUGUCUCUCCCAAUUAUUGUCGACAUGCUUACCGCGUGUAUCGAUGCUGUUGGGCCUAGUGGAUGGAUAUCAGCGGCCGGAUUUGCUGGUACAGCAGGGAGUGAAGCAUCUUUGAUAGCCGAUAUGAAGAGUGAAAUUGCUGCCACUCUUGCUGCAAUCGAUGAAGCUACGUAUCUGAAGGGGAUACUACGCGAGUUCAUAAGGUGUUGCGAAACGUCCGCUGCCAUGCCCAAAGCCCAGCGUGCUAUUAGCAACACUACGGCUUCAAAAACUCAAUCCAUAGAUAAUAAACGACUCAAGAGAAAAGAACGCCACAAUGGUGCUCAGAUCCUAGUUUAUGAUACCCCUGAAAAUUCAGUUGGAGCGGAAGGCAGUGAUUCAAAGAUGCUGCCAUUGUCUCUCAAAAUGAGUGGCACUCAAUCUAGUGUCGGCGGUGUCGGCGACGAGUUGACCAAGAACAAGAUACACAAAGCAACUGGCGAGGUGAAACCCAGAAGCAACCGCGAGGUUGCCCACCUGAAGCACAAGGCAGUUGGCAAGUAUUCUUUUGAGAGAAUUAUUAUUUAG
Molecule: messenger RNA, 2808 nt
Organism: Arthroderma uncinatum
Lineage: Eukaryota; Fungi; Ascomycota; Eurotiomycetes; Onygenales; Arthrodermataceae
Exons: 2
Coding region: 1-2808 (935 amino acids)
Source: RefSeq, a predicted model, not a curated record